AUGUUGGCACUCUUCGAAUGCUUCCGCCAGAGCCGACAAGGAAGGUUUCUGGCUGUUGGGGACGGUAGUAUCGUCGAGUUCGUGGCACUGUGUGGACGGUUGGUGAAAAAGGACAGAGAACGUCGUAAACGAAGGAACUUUUACAUCAGAGGUCGAAGGAUGCUGCGCCAAAUAUUCCAGCUGGCGCGGACUGCCGGCGGCUUCGCGUACUACGGGGCGUCGCGCCGCCUGCCAGCGCUCUACUACCUGGACUUCGGGUUCGUGGCGCUGCUGGUGACGACGGCCGCCUUCGCCACGCUGCUGGUGCUGCUGCUGCCCGUGCUCAAGGGGCGGCGCGCCACACUCGCGCUGGGGGCGCUGAUGCUGGGGACGGCGCUGGCGCAAGGCUACGCGCGCCUCAUCCCCGAGUGGCAGGUGGGCGGGGCGCGCCUGCGUGGGGUGGCGCUGAGCUACUGGCCCGGUGCGCCGCUGCGUGACUGUUCCCUCUGGCUGGGCGUGGGCCUGGCGGGUGCCAACGUGACGCUGCUGUGUCGCGCCGAGGGCCGCGCCUUCGAGUACUACAACGAGCACCUGGACCUGGAGGAGCAGGAGGUGGCACUGCAGGCUGCGCUGCUGCCGCCGCUGCAGACGGCUGCCAGCACCCUCGCGGGCCCCAGCGGCCUCUUCCUGCGCAGGGCGGGCCGCUGGGCGAGUUGCGCGCUGGACGCGUCGGCGGCGCUGUGGGCGUGGGCGGCCGUGAUGCUGGCGGCGCUGCCGGCCCGCGCGGGGCCCGCGCUGCGCCACCUGGGCGUCUCGCUGCUGGCGGCCCCCGUGCUCUACCACGCGCUGCAGCAGCAGCUGCACCCGUCUGCGCAUGCGCUGGUGCCGCCGCGCGGCCUCGCUCUGCGCUACGGCGCCUGCUUCUGGCUGUGCGUCGCCUCCGGCCUGGCCGCCUGCGCCGCCGGCCUCGUCGCCGAGGUGGCGGCGCGCCGCGGGCGCGUCUGUCGCACGGCCUUCCAGCUGGACACGUUCGAGGAGCAGGCCGGCAGGCGGCGCGGAACGCGCGGCGACUGUGGCUGCGUCCCGGAAUUGAAUGGAGAGUGGAACGCGGAAGGGAGGAAUAGUAGACGAGUGCAGAGAAACCGCUCGACACGAGAUCGUUGUGGAGAAAGUUUCUUGGGCACUGUUCCAAUUCUUUUUGAAUUUUCUGCAGUUAAAAUUGAUGAGGUGUCGAUAGGAAGAGUAGCAAUAUAA
Messenger RNA from Gryllus bimaculatus (two-spotted cricket), 1233 nucleotides. Lineage: Eukaryota; Metazoa; Arthropoda; Insecta; Orthoptera; Gryllidae. The record is from the annotation of a GenBank genome assembly.